AAGAAAAGAGAGAAAGAGAGAGAAAUCACUCUCCCAAAGAUGAAAGUUCAUGGCAUAGCUGCUCAUAAACUCAGACAUGGGUUGGAGCUUAUACAUCGUUCUGCUACUGGGCUUCAAGUCCCGGUUGCUGCCACCAUACUGGGGAUAGCCGGAUUGGCCUUCGCCAUUAAAGAUUUCAAAUUCUUGAACCUCCCCAGUUUUCAAUGGCCGUCCAUCUCCAAUACCGAUGAGCCGUUGCUACUACCAGGAUUGCAAAAUCUGGGAAACAAUUGUUUCUUGAAUGUAAUACUCCAGAUACAAUGAAAUCGUAAAUUACAAUCAUAAAGUGGAAGGAGUUUUGCUUCAAAAGCUACUCGAAUUGGGUGCUACUGGACCGAUGGAGAAAGCUUAGAUUGCUUCUGUUUUGCGACUAGAGCCCUGCUACUCCCGCAUAUAGGCCUUGGCUAGCUGUAAGAGUUUCCAGAAGUUUCUGGAGGGAGUGGUGGCGGAAUUCAGGGGAUCAUCCAUGGAUGGUAGUGCGGAGAGCUCGUCUCUUGCAGAUGCUUUGUUUAAGCUAUUGGAAGAACUCUGCACACUUCAACAUGGAAGAACUGUGUUAAGUCCGCAAGAAUUAAUGCACGCCAUGAAUGAUUAUAUUCCAGAUUUCAACUUGACAAGCCAACAGGAUGCAGAAGAAGCACUAUCCCAUCUCUUAUCUUCUUUACGGGAAGAGUUGUCAGAUUCUUAUGUCCCCGGAUGCAGCUCGUUCGCAGAUGUGACAGCUCUUCCUGAUUAUAGGGUUCUGGGUUUGAAGAAGUCCAGACAAAGUGAAAGAGAAAGAUGGAGACAAUUUUUUAUCGGGCCUUUUAAUGGAAUUCUUUGUAGCAGCUUAACGUGCCAAAGCUGUUCGUUUCAGAUUUCAUUGGAUUUUCAGCUGUUUCAAACUUUACACCUCUUACCGGUUGCCAACAGUGAUGGGAAUAUUGUGGGGCGAUGCUCUGUGGUGGAUUGUUUAGAACGGUUCUUAGUUGCAGAGCAACUUGAAAAUUACUGCUGUUUUCGCUGUUGGCAUAUUGCUGCAAUAAAGUAUGCAUCUAAAAUGUGUGAAGAUCAGAUUGUUAUCGAAAAGCUAAAGCUCUGUCACGAGUUAGAUUCAUGUAAUUGCAAAAAUAUGUCUUGCCUUAGAGAAAUGCCAUGUCCAAAUCGAUUCUGGCGAACUUUCAAGCAAUAUAGUGUUGCCCACAGCCCACAGAUCUUGUGCAUCCAUCUCCAACGCGCCUCGGUUAAUGCCUUUGGAGAAAUAGUCAAACUUCAGGGCCACAUAUCUUUUCCCUUGGUCCUGGAUAUGGCUCCAUUCACAAAGACUCAAGUGGGAACAAAAACCCGCGGCGAAGGAGGAAAACAGAUUUGCCCGGCGAAACAACAAAGUGCCCAACAACAUUUUCCUCUUCCCAAUGCCUCAAACCUGCAACAUGUUAAAGAUAUGCCAAAUGGCAUCGUGCGAAAACCAGAAACACUCUCUUCAUAUGCCAAAGAUGGUGGCGAAUCUGGUGAAGAGGAGAAACAUAUUUACAGCCUGGUUUCAGUGGUGGAGCACUUUGGGAGAGUUGGAAGCGGUCAUUACAUUGUUUAUAGAAGAGUAGCGCCAAGCAUUAGCCGCGACAAUCACACCGGAUCUUCCCAGGAGCAGUGGUAUUGCAUCUCUGACUCUCAAGUGGAUGUUGUGUCUGAGAAAGAGGUUCUUGAUGCUGAAGCUAGCUUGUUGUUCUAUGAAAAAGUAUAUGCACUCUGAAACUUAUUUUUAUUUAUUUUUUUGUUUUCUUACAAAAGUAAAUUGGAUAUUUGUUUCAAUGUCUCUUCAAAAUUGUUUUUAUUUUCCAACCAGUUAGCCUCAACAUUUUUUUUAAUUAUUAUACGUGAAUAUUUUAAAUAAGGAAGUUUAGCAAUUGAAUUAAAUUUAUGCGCAAUUU
Cuscuta campestris is the source of this 1949-nucleotide messenger RNA. The record is from the annotation of a GenBank genome assembly. NCBI's taxonomy places the organism in Eukaryota, Viridiplantae, Streptophyta, Magnoliopsida, Solanales, Convolvulaceae.